AUGGCGCUAAGAUCACUCAGUGAGACAUUCUCGUAUUUAAAAUCCGACAUUAGUGCAUUUGAAGAUAAAUAUCUAAAAAACAUUGAAGAAACUUGUUCUUCAAACGGUUUUGCCCUUUUGUCAGACACAAUUGCAUCCUCACAUUGUGAGGAUGUUGAAGGGCUUAUAUUUCAACAACAAGGAAAGGUUGUCUUACCUCCAUUUUCAUCUUAUCCACCGCUGAUGGUUGAUUUAAUGACAGGCAACCAUAUUGAUUGUGCUUUGAAUCAAAAUUUUUUCAAGCAUCUACGAAAUUAUAAUGCCUGUCUAUCUUUUGCUUCAUUCAUAGCCACAAUAGAUCCUCCGUCAAAUCGUGGUCCACCCUGUUUUAGAAUUAGUGGGCAAAUUAUGCAUCGUAUUGGUAAUCUAAGACAUCAGCAAGGGAAUCCACCUGCUUAUUGUCAAUUAUAUGUUUAUGAUCCUAAUACUGCUUUAAACUUUCGAAUGGAGCAAAAUGAUUGUUGCAUACGUGAGUUAAUGGAACUUUUGCAGGCUAUAAUUAAUCAGGAGAACCCAUAUGCGCUUGCAUUUAAAAACAUGGCAGAAGUUGAAGAUGCAGAAAUCAUUUUUUGCAGACUAUAA
This is a messenger RNA of Hydra vulgaris (swiftwater hydra), 621 nucleotides long. RefSeq lists its product as uncharacterized. The record is from RefSeq and is a predicted model, not a curated record. Lineage: Eukaryota; Metazoa; Cnidaria; Hydrozoa; Anthoathecata; Hydridae.